Elephantulus edwardii (Cape elephant shrew) is the source of this 3684-nucleotide messenger RNA. RefSeq lists its product as uncharacterized. Lineage: Eukaryota; Metazoa; Chordata; Mammalia; Macroscelidea; Macroscelididae. The transcript has 15 exons. The record is from RefSeq and is a predicted model, not a curated record. Gene Ontology annotation, cellular component: synapse. The coding region runs from base 1 to 3684 and encodes 1227 amino acids.
AUGCUGUUGGGGGCCGGCUGCCGGGCGCAGGGCCCUGAUCCUGCCUGCCCCAGGACAGAGGACCUCGGCUCCCUCUCGGAGCUCAGGGCAGAAGGCCCCGGCAACAAUGAGACCAGAGAGGACCUUCGAGGUCAGAAGCUGAGUCCCAGCCCAGCGCAGAGCACAGAGAGCAUGGCCUCUCACCCCUACUGGUUAGCAGAGCCCGGCCUUGAGGAGGUACGGACGUCACCCAGCCUACCGUCCACCCCAGACACCCUGAGCAUAGACAGCCGGCCUGCCACGGGCCCUCUUGCCUGCCUGGACCGCCGGAGGGAGGCCCGGCUGCCCUUCUCCAAGUUCCUGGAUGAAGUCACAGUGCGGGUGCUGGACCCUGAGACCCUGGAGUCUUUCUGGGGGCCCAGAGGUCGCAGCCCAGAUUCCUCUGUGGGGACAGCGGCCGAGGCUACAGUAGAGCCAGGGCCAGGUGUAGAGAGCAGAGGGCCUCCAGUGGACAGCGAUGAGCGUGGACACCAGGCCACCUCCCCCUGGAGGUCUCCAGGCCGGUCGGGCCGGGCGGGUCUGCGCAAGCCCGGCAGGGCGCCCCGCCGGCGAGCCGGGCGCGCAGGGGUUAAUCCCGGGCAGGGAGGGCCUCCGGGUCGGAACCCCCCUCUCGGGACAGCGGGGUCCCCGGCCGUGGGUCGGGCGCCGGGGCCCGGGACCCCGGGGCCGAGCUUCCGAAUGCCACCACCGUCCCCGUGUGAGUGUCCCGCUAAGGCCCUGAGUCCCCGACUCGAACAUUCUCAGAGUCGGAGCUUCUGCGCUGCCGCGCGCGCAGGACUCCGGGAGGGCGCGCGGGCCGGGGGCUCCGGGGAGCCGCGGUCACCAGGCCACCGGGGUGCGGCCGCCCCACUCCUGCGGCCCUGGGGCCCAGCCAGGUGCGCCCCGGGCCGAGCCGCCCCGCGCCCCGGGGGGUGUAACUCGGCGGCGGCGGAGUGGGCGGCCCGGCGGGUCACCUGUUACUCGGCGGCCGGCGGGUCCCCGCGGCUCAGGGCUCGGGACGGGGGUGCGGGCCGACGCCCCACGGCCGAGCCCCCGGGGUGUGCCCGCGGCGGGGUUCCGCCCGCCCGCGCCGCCCUGCCUGACCCUCCCGUUUGCUUCCCCGCAGGCCUCUGCCGCAGACAUGGAGAAACUCAGAGCCGAGGCGUGUGGGGGCGGCUCAGCUCCCCGACUUUGAACACCGUUUCCGGGCUGAGGGGGGGGUCUCUCUGCCUCUCCUUCCACUCCUUCCUCUCCUCCGAGGCCAGAAGGGGCACCCUUGAGGAGGACCCCCGGGUACAGGGCUGGUACCAGGUAGACUCUGAAGGCCUGGGUGCACACAGCGGGUGCCUGGGCUCUGGUCUGUCCUGUGCCCCUGCGCCCUGGCCCCCAGCCUCAUCUGCUGGAAGCUCUGUGAUGUUCACGUGUCCUCUAGCCUACUCCUGCUUGCUCUUCACGGGCGCUGUACCCCUCUCAGAUCAUUCUCAGGGGCCCGGGUCCCCCAGACGUCUCUUGGCCAGGCUGCUGAGAUGUACGAGGAACAGGAGUGUUGGGGAGCAUGCGUACCCCUCAGCCUUGCCUUCAGCCCCUCGAGACCGGGAUAUGUUGCUGUUUACUGGGAGUUUCAGAAUAGAGCUUUUGCAGGGGCCCCAGCGCAUAGUGACAGGCAGGCCAGAGGUGCAGGAUGGGGUUUCUGCACACCCCUCUGGACUCACGUGGGUGCUCGAGAGUCAGUGUGGUCCGUGUGUUGCUGCAUCCCCACGGAGACGUGUGGCCUCGGCUGGGGGUGUGCACAGGCUGCGAAGCCCCUGGGUGCCCUCCUGCCUCGGGCAGUCCCAAGUCCUGCAGGGCCGGCUGGCCAGGUCCUCACCCUCCAUCUGGGACAGCGCGCUGCAGGAGCAGAAGGGCGAGCUGCGCAAGCGGCUGUCCUACACGACGCACAAGCUGGAGAAGCUCGAGACCGAGUUCGACUCCACGCGCCACUACCUGGAGAUUGAGCUGCGGCGCGCGCAGGAGGAGCUGGAGAAGGUCACGGAGAAGCUGCGCAGGAUUCAGAGCAACUACCUGGCCCUGCAGAGGAUCAACCAGGAGCUGGAAGACAAGCUGUACCGCAUGGGCCAGCACUAUGAAGAGGAGAAGCGUGCCCUGAGCCACGAGAUCGUCGCUCUCAACAGCCACCUGCUGGAGGCCAAGGUGACCAUCGACAAGCUGUCGGAGGAUAACGAGCUCUAUAGGAAGGACUGCAAUCUAGCGGCCCAGCUGCUGCAGUGUAGCCAGACCUACGGCAGGGCCCAUAAGGUGUCCGAGCUGCCCUCGGACUUCCAGGAGCGCGUGAACCUGCACAUGGAACAGCACGCCUGCAGCCUGCCCUCGCCGCUCUGCCACCCGGCCUACGCCGACAGCGUGCCGGCCUGCGUCAUUGCCAAGGUGCUGGAGAAGCCCGACCCCUCCAGCCUGUCCUCGCGCCUGUCCGACGCCUCGGCCCGCGACCUGCCCUUCCGCGACGGCCUGGAGAAGCCGCGGCCCCCCUACAAGGGGGACAUCUACUGCAGCGACACGGCCCUCUACUGCCCCGACGAGCGGCGGCGCGACCGGCGGCCCAGCGUGGACCCGCCGGGCACCGAGGGCUUCCUGCGCGCGCAGAACUCCACCGACAGCGCGCUGGACGAGGAGGAGGAGGAGGCCGAGGCCGCGGGCUACCCUGCUGCCUACCGCCACGGCUUCCCCGGCUACGCCGGCUCGCUGCCCACGUCCAGCUCCUACUCGAGCUUCAGCGCCACGUCUGAGGAGAAGGAGCACGCGCAGGCCAGCACGCUGACCGCCUCGCAGCAGGCCAUCUACCUGAACAGCCGCGACGAGCUCUUCGAGCGCAAGGCACCCUCCUAUCAGGGCAGCCCACGCUUCGCCACGGCCACGGCCACGGCCACGGCCGGCCCGCUCGAGGCGGAGGUGGCCCCAGGCUUCGCGCGGACCGUGUCGCCUUACCCCGCCGAGCCCUUCCGCUUCCCGGCCUCCCCGGGCCCCCGGCAGGCGCUGAUGCCCCCCAAAAUGUGGAGCCUGCAGGCCAAGCCCGCAUCGGCCCGGCUGUCCGGGGAGGAGCCGCGCAGCCAGUGGCGGCCCCUGAGCGUGGAGGACAUCGGGCCCUACUCCUACCCCACCAGCCGGGCCUCGCCCUGCAGCUUCUCCGAACGCUACUACGGCAGCGUGGGCAGUGUGAGUAGCCCAGGCAAGAAGGCCGAGGGCCGGGCAAGCCCCCUGUACGCCAGCUACAAGGGUGACAGCUUCUCCGAGGGCGACGACCUCUCCCAGGGCCGCCUGGCCGAGUCCUGCUUCCUGCGCGCGGGCGCCGACCUCAGCCUGAGCCCCGGGCGCUCGGCCGACCCGAUGCCCGGGUACGCGGCCAGCGAGGGCAGCGGGGAGCGGCUGGGGGUGCAGCUGUGCGGCCCGGGGGGCAGCCCCGAGUCGGAGCGUGGCCCCGGCUACGGCAGCGAGCACAGCCCAUCCAGCUCGCGGGGCUCCCUGGAACCCAGCUCCAUGGAGGCCUCUCCAGAGAUGCGCCCUGCAGCCCUCCUCAGCACCCAGCAGGCCUUCCCACGGACUGGCAGCUCCGGCCUGAGCCGCAAGGACAGCCUCACGAAAGCCCAGCUCUACGGCACUCUGCUCAACUGA